Messenger RNA from Verruconis gallopava, 1919 nucleotides. RefSeq lists its product as uncharacterized. Gene Ontology annotation, biological process: vacuolar proton-transporting V-type ATPase complex assembly. The record is from RefSeq and is a predicted model, not a curated record. The coding region runs from base 64 to 870 and encodes 268 amino acids. The transcript is spliced from 2 exons. Gene Ontology annotation, cellular component: endomembrane system. Lineage: Eukaryota; Fungi; Ascomycota; Dothideomycetes; Venturiales; Sympoventuriaceae.
CAAUUCCCUUCUGCCAUAGAAGCCUGUCGCCAUGAAGUUGAUUCGGUCCAUUGAAUUUCGAUCAUGGUUCUCCUCUCUAUGACGCCCACUAUCGUGGCGGCUGUCCAGGCCUUCAAUUCCUGUCCUUGGCGGAAGGAAGAGGACGGAGAGCCAAGUCUGGAGCACCCUUCAGUGGGUAAUCCAAUCUCACACAGGCAGCUUAUACACAUAUCGAAGUGUUUAAAAUCGACCCCUGAAAAGACUGUCGCAGCUGAGCGUUGCGUACCAGUCCAUUUGAGCGAGCUGCUGAAGGGCUGUUCUGUCUAUAUACCUCCGGCCCCGCCAAAGCCAGAGAAGAGCGAUGAAUACAAAGCUCUCAUGGCUCGCCUGCGCAAAGAAGAGGAAGCCCGCAAGUACUCACAGAUGCUCAACCCAGCACCACUAGUCGAGACCUUCUCUCAGCGCUUUCCUGAUCCUGCCCACGGGGCCCUUUUCCCCCCUCAGCCCAGCAUCUCUUCCUCCGGCGAAGAAGACGAGAUCACGUAUGCGGACAUUAACCGUCAUCUCGCUCUCAUAGCGAACGUGCUCGUCUCCAUCAUCGCAUGCGCUGUGUGCGUGUGGAAAGCGGCCUGGCACUGGAACGUACCUGAGCGCUUGGCUCUAAGCAUGGUGAGCAGCAUUGUGGUUGCAGUCGCUGAAGUCGCGAUCUAUGCGGGAUAUCUGGGGAGAUUGGAAGAAGCCAGGGCAAAGGAGCGCAGGAAGGUCGAGAGGCGAAGUGUGGCAGAAAGCUGGGUUAUCCAGCCAAAGGCAAGAGAAGGGAGAAGUGGCACAGCUCCUGGAGAGGAAUCUACGAGUGAACUGAGGAUGAGAGGGACGAAGAAGAAGGCAUAGCAUGUUAAGAAGCCAGGAUACAUAUGCCCUGACAAUGGAAGGGCUUGUGAGCUGGGCGGCGCAUACGUUCGCUCUGGGUCUUUGUUUGCCGUCCUUGAGACCGGAGAUUGCUCCUCCAUCCGUUUUGCACAGUGCGAGCACGGCGAGCAUACGAGACGUGUUAGGACCAAGAGUUAGCAAAGCCGUCCGUCCGUCCUCUCUAGCGCUCGCAUUCCAAGUCGACAGAUUCAAACCACACGUCACGGGAGACGCUUCUUCUACCAAGACUAUGAUGGAUACUCGAAUCAGGCCGGAACAGUGUCCCCAUUCGAACCUGAAGCGUCUGUCCAAUUGAGCGAAAAAACUUUUUACCCGUCCAAAGUUUGCAUGCCUUUCUUAUCAGCGGACGCAAGCGCUACACAAUCCGCAGCCACCUUGUCUACAAGCUCCACACCACAACGCAUUGUUGACGCGGCGGUCUAGACUCCGACAUCACACCACCUAUGCAUAUCGCGCUGCGAAGAAAAAGUAGAGGGGGGAAAAAAAGAAAGAAAGAGAAAGAAAGAUAAGAACAGGCUGGACGGGCCCUCGGUCGAUCGCGAUAACGCAGCUCGCCCCGCUGAGAAGAACGACGGGAACGUUUUGUCAGCACAGCGAAAAAAAAAAGUGGAGAAGAUAAAAACACCAGGAACGCAAGGCAUAAGGAAGGAGAAACAAUGAAAACAUAAAAAGAAAGAAAGGAAAGACGGAAGAAAGAAGUAGCGAGCUCUAGCCGUCGCGACAGAAGCGCAAACCCGAUGGAAGCGCGAUUUUGGAAUCCUUCCCGUACGCAACCAGAGCCUUCCCCCCCCCACAACAACACCCGGGACGCGGUCUUUUUUUGCUUUUGCGGCUUCUUUUCUUUUUCUUUUCUUUUCCCCUUGGAUCAUUUUCCACCUCUCUGCCUUGAGACGCCGCGAUUCCGACCCUCGUUCGUCACGGCUCUGUGUGCCGUGCUGCCGCAGGGUUUCGAAAAGCAACGCAUCCUCUCGUGAGGUUCCGCCCCUCCCCCUUCCCUCCCCCAACCCCCC